Molecule: messenger RNA, 975 nt
Organism: Papaver somniferum (opium poppy)
Lineage: Eukaryota; Viridiplantae; Streptophyta; Magnoliopsida; Ranunculales; Papaveraceae
Product: DEAD-box ATP-dependent RNA helicase 7-like
Exons: 6
Coding region: 97-705 (202 amino acids)
Source: RefSeq, a predicted model, not a curated record
GGUACCUAUUGGCAAUUCCUAGAAAAGAAAUACAUGAACGAGGACAGAGGGACUUCAUUUUCUCCGCACUUUCUCUUUCGCACGGAGUAAACCCUAAUGGACGACUUUGCGAUGGGAGAGGUCCUUAGUGUUUCUAACGACAUUCUUCCCGUGUUUCGUCCUUUCGCUAUGGCGACAAUGAAAAGGAGUGACUAUUGUGUGCUGUACCUGAUAUCGAAGACAAUCAUGUAUAUCAAUUCUAAUAACAUAACAGUUACAACAAUUCCGCCAACAAGGUUUAAGUUUGUGGAACAGAGGGUGAUAGAAAUACAUGAGUUUGAAGAAAGCUUAUGUCGGCGAGAGGCUCAAAAGCUUAUCGAGACCUCCAAAGUUUCUCCCUUGGACCUGUUUACAAAGGCGCUUGCCUUAGCAUUGGGUUGUCCUGAAAUCAUUUCACUCCAGGAAAGAAAUAACUUUGUCACGCUGCAUUUAGUAUUACCUGAUCAUCAGAAAUCAUUCAGCAAUACAUGGAAUGUUGCAAAGUUAUUGCGUCAAUAUUUUCCUAAGCUACAGAUGGAACUAUCGAUUACCGCAAAUCGUAGAGGUGCAGUUUUUGAUGUGCCUCUUGAUGAUCUUUAUGGAUAUACUGAAAACGCUCCAAGGGUAUUUACAGAAGAAUAUGGGGUGAUCCGAGUCUUAGAGGAAAUGCCACAAUUAAUGGGCUAGUUUUGGAGUAUCGGUUUAUUUUGCUUGCAUUUUUUGUCUUUUUGAGACCCAAUUUCCAUGCUCUCAUGAUUUUUGUAUCUUUUUAUAAUGUAAAAGGGAAAAAGUAGCCUCAACUAAAAUACAGUAUCAGUUACUUGGUUCACAAUGUAAAAAGAUGAUAGGGUAGAAAAGAACUAAGUAGCCUCAACAAAAAUACUGUAUCAAUUACCAUGCUCUUGGUACGAUUUUCUUUUAUAUGUACUAUCCUCUGCAAGGUCAUUGUUGAUGUCA